Messenger RNA from Gadus macrocephalus (Pacific cod), 3145 nucleotides. It is a transcript of the gene ints7, whose product is annotated as integrator complex subunit 7. Gene Ontology annotation, cellular component: integrator complex. NCBI's taxonomy places the organism in Eukaryota, Metazoa, Chordata, Actinopteri, Gadiformes, Gadidae. The transcript has 20 exons. Bases 131 to 3022 code for a protein of 963 amino acids. The record is from RefSeq and is a predicted model, not a curated record. Gene Ontology annotation, biological process: snRNA 3'-end processing.
UGAGACAGCCGAAAAUCGGUUAGGAGAACAAGUGCAAUGCAAGCGUUGUAUUGUUAAACACCCAUGGUACUUGGAAUCCCUGUCAGUGGUUUAAUACCUCAUUUAAUCAGUGAUUCACAAACAAACAACGAUGGCUCUCUCCACAGCCCGCUCCUUCUUGUCAGAGGCGGGGUAUGGGGAACAAGAACUGGACGCCAAUUCGGCUCUGAUGGAAUUGGACAAAGGGUUGAGAUCGGGUAAACUCGGCGAGCAAUGCGAAGCAGUGGUGCUGUUUCCCAAACUCUUCCAGAAGUACCCUUUUCCGAUUCUCAUCAACUCGGCGUUUCUGAAACUAGCAGACAUAUUCAGACUCGGGAAUAACUUCCUGCGGCUGUGCGUGCUGAAGGUAACCCAGCAGAGCGAGAAGCACUUGGAGAAGAUCCUCAACGUGGACGAGUUUGUCAAAAGGGUAUUCUCUGUGAUCCACAGCAAUGACCCUGUGGCGAGGGCGAUUACUCUCAGAAUGCUUGGUAGUUUGGCCUCCAUCAUCCCAGACAGAAAGAAUGCCCACCACAGUAUUCGCCAAAGUCUGGACUCUCAUGACAACGUUGAAGUGGAGGCUGCAAUAUAUGCUGCUGCAAGUUUCUCUGCCCAAUCCAAGGAUUUUGCAGCUGGAAUAUGCAACAAAAUCAGUGAGAUGAUUCAAGGUCUGGCCACCCCAGUGGACCUGAAGCUGAAGCUGAUCCCCAUGCUGCAGCACAUGCAUCACAACGCCAGCCUGGCUUCGGGCAGCCGAGAGCUGCUGCAGCAGCUGGUCAACUCCUACCCCUCCACCCCCAUGGUGAUCGUCACCCUGCACACCUUCACCCAGCUGGCCGCCUCCUCCCUCAUCGAUAUCCCCAAGCAGUUGCAGCUUCUUCUUCAGUACCUGAAAGACGACCCGAGGAAAGCCGUGAAGAGACUGGCUAUUCAGGACCUCAAGCUUUUGGCUAAAAAGGCCCCCCAUCUCUGGCUGAGAGACAACACCCAGACCCUGUGCGAGUGUGCCUUGAGCAGCCCCUACACCAGUCUGAAGCUGGGCAUGCUGGCCGUCCUCUCCACCCUGUCCGGGACCAUUGCCAUCAAACAGUACUUCAACCCAGGGCUGGGGAGUGCUUCAGUUCCUCUUCGCCUCACCGACCUGGUUAAGCUAGCGCAGGAAUGCUGUUACCACAGCAACCUGGCCGUUGCUGCCCACGGGGUCGGCGUGCUCACCAACAUCGCCAUAUCCUGUCCAGAUCAGGACAUAGUGCAGCUGGAGCAGGACACGGUGCUGGGAGUGGAGGCCCUGCUGACGCUCUGCUGCCAGGACAGCAGCCCCGGGGCACAGGCCUGCCUCAAGAGAACACUCACCUCUCUGGUGUGCCUGCUGAAGAGCCGGCCCCACCUCAGCCAGUCGGCCGUGGAGUUCCUGCUGGGCCAGCUGCAGACGUCCUGCGACGAGGCGCGGGCCCUGGUGUGCCACGCCCUGGCGGCCAUCGCCAGCCACCUGCCGGUGCUGGGGGACGGCAUGCUGGGGGCCCUGGUGGACCUGUACCGCGUGGCCUGCAACUCCUCCACCGACAUGCAGCAGGAGCUCCUGGUUUCCUUGGCGACGGUGAUCUUCGUGGCGAGCCAGACGUCUCUGUCGGCGGAGGUGAAGCUGGUCAUCAAGCAGCAGCUCCAGAACGUGGCAAACGGCUGGACCGUGUACCGCAUCGCACGCCAGGCCUCGCGCAUGGGCUGCCACGACCUGUCCAGCGACCUCUACCAGAGCCUGCGCACGCGCGUGGCCUCGGAGCACUUCUACUUCUGGCUCAACAGCCUGAAGGAGUUCUCCCAGGCGGAGCAGUGCCUCAGCCACGUGGAGGACGGCAACUACAGCGCCGCCAUGAGCGCCAUCGCCGAAGCCCUGCGCUCCUACCAGAAGGGCGUGGCCUCACUCACGGCUGCGAGCACGCCACUGAGCCCGCUGAGCUUCCAGUGCGACUUUGUGAAGCUGCGCAUCGACACGCUGCAGGCCCUGUCGCAGCUGGUCUGCACCUGCAACAGUCUGAAGACCAGCCCGCCGCCCGCCAUCGCCACCACCGUGGCCCUCAGCUCGGGCAGCGAGCUGCAGCGCUGCGGACGCAUCUCCAUGCAGAUGAAGGUGUCGAUGGACGAGUUCAAAAGCCUUGCAGCGCGGUACGGGGACCUGCAUCAGUCAUCCUUCGAUGCCGACUAUGCAACCCUGCGCAACGUGGAGCUGCAGCAGCAGAGCUGCCUACUGGUCUCCCAUGUCAUCGAGGCCCUGAUACUGGACCCACAGACUGCCAGCUUCCAGGAAUACGGCACCCUGGGGUCGGUCCAGACGCAGAGCGAGUAUGAGCGGCGCAUGAUGUCGGUGUUCAACCACGUGCUGGAGGAGGUGGAGGGCCUCAGCAAGAAGCACCCACCCGUCUCGUACCUGCACACGGGUUGUCUGUGCGAUGCGGUCAUAGCACUGCUCAAGGUGCCCAUGUCCUUCCAGAGGUACUUCUUCCAGAAGCUCCAGUCCACGAGCAUCAAGCUUGCCCUUUCCCCGUCUCCACGGACACCAAGCGAGCCCAUCCCGGUGCAGAGCAGCCAGCAGCUGUCCUUGAAGGUGGAGGGUGUGGUGCAACACGGCUCCACCCCGGGGCUCUUCAGGAAGAUCCAGUCGGUGUGCCUCAACGUCACCUCCGUGCUCCAGAGCAAGACCGGAACGGAUUUCAAGAUCCCGCUGGACACCAAGACCAACGAGAUCGAGCAGCGCGUGGAGCCCCACAACGACUACUUCAGCACCCAGUUCCUGCUCAACUUCUCCGUGCUGGGGACGCACGCGGUCGCCGUGGAGGCGUCGGUGGUGGACGAGAGCGGCAUCGAAUGGAAGACCGGCCCCAGGGUCGCGGUGUCCGUCAAGUCCCUGGAGGACCCGUACUCCCAGCAGCUGAGGCAGCAGCAGCAGCAGCAGCAGCAGAGUGGAGCGCAGCCCGCGCCUCAGAGGAGCGUGUACGGACGCUUCUAACACCAAAUAGGCUCUUUUUAUUAUUGUGAUUGCUGCAGUGUGAAACCAUUGUUUCUUGUUGACGACCAACUUGUAAAGUUUUUUUUCUUUUCCAAGGAUUAAAAGAUACAAUUUUUGGAAUAA